CCGGCCCCGCGGGCCGCCCCGCGCCGCCGAUGCUGUCGGUGCCGGUGCCGGUGGCGGGCGCGGGGGCGGCGCGGGGCGCGGGCUCCCAGCCCCGCCGGCGCACCAUGUGCAGCGGCGUCGGCUGCUUCUGGGCGCUGCUCUCCGCCGGCCUCCUGGCCGCCUGCGCCGCCGCCUUCCUCUCCCCGGCCUGGCUGCUGCCGCCCGGCCGAGCCGCCGCCGGCUUCGGGUUGCUCUGGCGCUGCGCCGGCCCGCCCCGGGGCUGCCACGGCUCCGCCGGCCCCGGCGGCUUCGGAGACAUCCCCUCCGGUUCCUGGCAGACGAGCGCCGUGCUGUGUGCGGGCGGCUGUGCCCUGCUGGCCCUCAGCUCCCUGCUGGCCAUCGUCGCUGUCCUGCUGCCCGGCGGAGCCUGCGAGCGGCGGGUCUGCACCCUGGCUGGAUACAUGCAGACAGCAGCAGUGUUCAUUAUGGCUUCUGGGCUUUUGGUUUACCCUUUUGGUUUCAACUCUGCUACUGUGAAGAGAUUCUGUGAGAACUCAGACAUCUACUAUGCAGGAGACUGCCAGAUUGGGUGGGGGUACAUGCUGGCAAUUGUUGGGGUCAUGCUGUCUGUCUUUUUACCAUUCUUUGCAAAAUAUGCACCAAAAGAGCACAUAUCUCCAACUCCAAUACCUACUAUUUUAUAGUAUUUUAUUACUGUUUUAAGAACAGAACAUUCCUGUCUACAGGUAAUGGGCAGAAAUUAUGAUAGCACUUCCAGUUAGCUGUGUUGCUAAAGAGAGGAAAGGAGAUGGGGAAGAGAAGGUCAGAUUCACAAAGACCAAAAGUGCAUUGAUAGUCUUCCGUAAGUAUGAGCAGAGAACACUCUGGAAUUGAAAUAAGAUUAAUCAGCAGCCUUUACACUGCUCUAAACAAAUAGUGGCAUAAUGCCUUAGACAAAAAAAAAAAUAAUCAGUUUAUCCUCAAAACAUCUGUCUACCUCCCAGUUUCUUUUGUGUCUCAAAAUCGUAAGUCUUAAAAGCUUCAAUUCACUUUUGAUGUAUUAUUAAACGUCAGAACUUUUAUGAACCCAGUAACUUUAAAAUCAAUUAUGAUAUUUUGUUACAAUUAUUUUGAUUAGUGAAAAAAAGCACCUGCUAGUAGCCACGGCCUAAAAUUAAGCUUGAUAGCUAAAAAGAAUUGUAUACAAGAAAAAAGUUUCUUUUUAGUCUAUAUAUGUAUUGUAAGUUGUGGGCACACACUUUUUACUAUUGUUCUAAUUGCCAAGAUUUAGAGUCCUCUGCAUGAAGUCUUGCAUAAAAUUUAGAUUUUUUUUUUUUUCUGAGAGAUCUACUUCCAAAGGCUUCAUGAUGAUUUAAUAGUUUUAACAACAGGGGUAAAAAAUGCUAAGAAUUCGGUUUUGGUGUUUCUUAAAUUAUAAUUUUAAGUGGAAUUUUACAAAAUUCAUUGAACUAUUACGACUUUAGAUUUUGGGGUGUACUGUUUGUCUUUUAAGGCUGAAAACAAAAAUCUCUGUUUACAAAACUGUCUGUGCCCGAUGGCCCUUACAUGUAGUGAUAAUACAAGCCAGAAUGAACUAGAUUCUAGUAUUUCCAUUACAAUUAAGAGUCCAUUGCUGUAAAAAGACAAAAGUGAAGUGAAAUGCUAUUGAACUCAACUAAUAAGAAUCUGAUGCUGUGUCAGAACUAGCAAAAGGCCAUAUUUCAUUAGUCUGUAUGGGAAUUUUGUGAGGUCUGAUUUCCACAAUAGCACUGAAUUCAUUACUAUCAAGCAUUGAAAUAAGUGCACUUGAUUGCCUUAAGCAAAAGAAACAUUGGGUUCUAAUCUCACCCACCUGUUGUGUUUUUCCUUUUAAAUAAAAAUAGAAUUCUAAUUCUAUUCUCAUCUUUUAUUUUCUAUUAUUUAUUAAAAAAGAAAAAUCACAUAGAUUAUAUUUAAUUCAGAGAUGUACUUCUCAGUUUUGUGUUUUGGCACAAACCAGGUGAUCAAAUUUAUUGUUCUUCACUUAACUGAGUCCAACUGAUUCCUGAAUUUUUAUUGUUUGUAACGGAAGGUGUACGUGAAGGGACAGACAGAGACGUGUUGAGGAUGUACAAGAAAAUGCAAACAGAUGGAACAAUCACUGUGUUAUCUUAAUAUACAUCAAAGACUUCUGCAGUCUUGUUUACAUUCCUCACCCUGCUAAACUUCAGUGGAAAGUUGUGCUGUUUUCCAAAAGAAUUGUCCUGUUGUUACAUUUCCAGGCACUCUAAGAGCAAAUUCUGCACACAAAUUUAUCAAGUUCCAUUACUAAUCUUUGAAAAUACAGAUUCCAACGUAGAAUGAAGUACACCGAGAAAGAGAGAGCACAUACUAUGCAUUUCUGCUCACAGGGACUAGGAAAUUAAACCUUCUAAAUAUUUAACAAAAUAGGUUGAAGGAAUGCCCUAAAGUAAGAAGAAUAAAUUUCAGUCACUUCUGUACAGUACUGUGCUUUUCAGUAAUGUCUUACACUUUUUUUAAUGAAUGGCUGAAACGGAUAAUUUUCAUACAAGAGUCAGAAAAGUGAGGAAUAACAAACAACAUGCAAAAAGAAAAUAAUCACCAUGAAGUAGA
Molecule: messenger RNA, 2592 nt
Organism: Lepidothrix coronata (blue-crowned manakin)
Lineage: Eukaryota; Metazoa; Chordata; Aves; Passeriformes; Pipridae
Product: transmembrane protein 211-like
Exons: 3
Coding region: 30-683 (217 amino acids)
Cellular component (GO): membrane
Source: RefSeq, a predicted model, not a curated record